UUGCAGGGCACCGCAAAUCUUAGAGAGCACAUUGUCAACGCACAAAAAGAAAGAGAAGUCUACAACAAAUGCAUUGCAAAUGCUAAAGGUCUGUUUGAGACAGGGGACAUGCGACAUUCUCAUAUUACCUUUGAUUUCAGCCAGAAUUUAUCGCUACCACACCAUUCAAGACAGAUGGGGCCAACUUAUUUUAUGACAUUGCGCAAAGUGCAAUUGUUUGGUGUACGCAAUGACGGAACAUCAACACAAUACAACUUCCUUGUAGACGAGAAUGAGACUAUUGGCCCUGAUGGUACUCAAACUCACGGACCUAACGCUGUUAUCAGUAUGGUGGACUGGGUGAUAGAAAGGGACCAUGCGGAGGGACCAACAAUUUCACUACAUGCCGAUAAUUGCCCAGGACAGAAUAAAAACUACUAUAUGCUGGGAUAUCUAAUGUGGCGUGUUCUGUCUGGACGUCAGGAGAAGAUAGAGUAUAUGAUGCAGAUACCUGGUCACGCUCGCUGCCAUGUUGAUGCUGGCUUUGCCCGCAUAAAACAACUUUACCGCAGGACAGACACGGAUGCGCUUGGCCAACUUACGGAAGUUGUAACUCAAUCAUCAUCUACAAGCCAGUGUAUCCGUUACCCUACAUGGACAUGGCGAGACUGGAAAGGAUUUCUGAAAACGCACUUCAAACCGCUCCAAGGCAUCAGAAAGUAUCAAUAUUUUCGUAUGAGCCGAGAUCAUCCUGGAAUGGUGGUGGUUAAAGAGAGCUGCGAUAAAGCCGAGGAGACGUUCUCCAUCAUGAAAUCAAACAACUUUCAGUUUGAACGGGGACACUUGCCACAAGUACUGCAACCAGGUGGAAUGUCUGCUGCACGACGCAGAUAUCUUUACAGCACAGUUCGGCCCUAUGUGCGACCUAUAUUUCAAGAUGAAACAUGUCCAGGAGAGCCUUAGACAAGUUUUAAUUA
Messenger RNA from Ruditapes philippinarum (Manila clam), 956 nucleotides. RefSeq lists its product as uncharacterized. The annotation marks the transcript as partial. Lineage: Eukaryota; Metazoa; Mollusca; Bivalvia; Venerida; Veneridae. The record is from RefSeq and is a predicted model, not a curated record. The transcript has 3 exons.